UAUACCAUGCUUUUUCAAUGCUGGGCAUGUGUUCUUAGUCUUGAAUAUCGUGUAGCAGAAAGCAGAAAUUAAGGUUAGUUCAAAUUUGUAAGAAAUUGGCAAAGAAAAAGCAAGAGGCAAGUAUACAAAUAAUUCACAAAAACGCCAAUUAUGGAUGGCUCUGGAAAUAAUCGUUAUGAACUUUUGUUCAUGGACGAUGAUAUUAGUGAUCCAUUAGAUAAUGCUGCGAGCAAGUUGAAAAAGCAGGUUAAGACUGCUGGUGGCAGUGGGGGUAGUGCACCCUCCACAAAGUCAUCGAAUAAACAAAAUGUCGACGGUCCUACAAGGGCCCAAUCGAAUAAAAAACCCAACCAAGCUGAAAAAGAGAAUAAGCCAUCAGCCUUGAACAAAAAUGAACUGAAUAAGAAGUCACCGACUGGUAAUGCUGUGGAUAGAACUAGCAAGCAAGGUGGGUCAGCUACUAACACCAAUCGCAAACGAACUGGUCCCUCUACCGAUGGUGGUCAAGGUGGUCAACAGCAACAGGGCACGAGAAACUUAAAUUUUAGGCAGCAAAGCGAUGAAUCUCGUGAACAACGUAAUAACCGUCGAAAUGCUCGAGAAAAUGGAUACAAUGGGAAUUUUGGAAAUCAGAUUGAAGGAUCAUCACAGCAGCAACCGCGACAAUUUCGGGACCGCGAWAAUCGGGGACCACCACGCAGCCGCAAUUUCGAAGGUGGCAAUCGUGGGGGAAAACGUGAAUUCGAUCGCCAAUCGGGAUCUGAUAAAACUGGUGUCAAAGCAAUUGACAAACGUGACGGUGCUGGCGCACAUAAUUGGGGAUCUGUCAAGGAAGCUAUUGAUGACGUCAAUAAGAGCGAUGUCGAAGGUGGCAAUGUUACUGAUAAGGCUGAAGAAUCUGGUAACGAACAAGCUGACCAAACGCCGGUCGAAGAAGAAACCAAAGAAUUAACACUAGAUGAAUGGAAGGCGCAAAAACAACAACGAGUCAAACCAACUUUCAACAUUCGUAAAGCUGGAGAAGGUGAAGACACAACUCAAUGGAAGAAAAUGGUAGUUCUAAAUAAUAAUAAGAAAAAGGAGAAUGAAAGUGAAGAGGAACUUGAAUACGAUCCUGCCAUGUAUCCUCAGCGAGUUGGACGUCAACAACGCGUACUUGACAUACAAUUUAAUUUCAAUGACGGCCGCCGAGGUGCUGGUUUUGGUGGACGUGGGCGUGGCCGUGGACCUCGUCCAGGAGGUAACACCCCUAAUCUCAACGCCAACACCACAACCAAUUUCAAUGCUACSGAACGACCACCAAUUGGUGGUGGACGCGGCGUUAAUGCAGGCAGAGGCGGAAAGCGUAACUUUGGCGGUUUUAGACAACAAAAUGUUGCUCCAAAAGUCAACGACGAACGUCAAUUCCCAACUUUGGCUUAAAAGUUCUGCAUUUKUAAGGCGCAGACGCAAUAUCAAAAACAAAAAUGAGAACAACUAUUAAAACAUAAUGAAAUUAAAGAAGCAAAUAAAAUAUGAGGAUCAAGAAUUAAAAUAAGUUUGAAGCUUCAUCAAAUUUAAUGAACAUAUAGUGAAGAAAAGAAACAGAAACUGCUGACAAAUAUUAAAAUCCAGUUCAAUGAAUUAUCACAAGCUACAUAUUACACUUCUGUUUUUAGUAACAUUCUAUAGAAUUGAUACAUUCAAAUAUAUACAUAUAUGUAUAUUGUCCUAUAAUACUAAGGAAAAGACCAAAACAAAAAUAAAUAAACCGCCCAAUAACAACAGCGUCAAAGCGUACGAACAAGCAAAAAGAAAAGCAAUUGAUUUCAGGUCAAAACGUUUAAACCAAUAACUUCAAGAGCCACACUAGCAUAGCCAAUGCAACAGCACUUGUCGUAUAUAUAAAGUCUAGUAGUCCCACUGCUAAGUAAUGUGUAUAUUUUUGUUGUUUGAUUAAAUUAAUUUUUUUUUUUACAAAAUGAUAGCGAAAGUUGAGGAAACAUUCACUUUCCAUUAUUUUUAAAACUAUUUCCAGUUUUGCAAAUUUCUAGCAGUUAAAAUUUAAAUAAUAUGAAAUAACAAAAAUAACCCCCGAACUACGUUAAGAAGUUCGUUUAAGCAAAAUUAUUUGAUGUCAUCACAUGAAUAAAAUCCAUGAAGUGAAGCAAAUAAGCUAUCAUCUCAUUAUCACCCUCAUGCAAAGCAAAUAUCAUUUUAUUGUAACUUUCUUAAUUGUAUUAACAAUAAUAAUUUAAAGGAAAAUAAAAGUUCACACUAUAAAAAAAUAGCAAGCAAACUUAAUAAACUACAAGAUUAUGGGUAUGCCAUGUUGA
This is a messenger RNA of Bactrocera latifrons, 2315 nucleotides long. RefSeq names its product plasminogen activator inhibitor 1 RNA-binding protein (gene vig). The coding region runs from base 151 to 1422 and encodes 423 amino acids. The record is from RefSeq and is a predicted model, not a curated record. Gene Ontology annotation, cellular component: cytoplasm; nucleus. The transcript has 3 exons. Gene Ontology annotation, molecular function: RNA binding. Lineage: Eukaryota; Metazoa; Arthropoda; Insecta; Diptera; Tephritidae.